AUUACCCUGAUUUAUCGUACAAAUAUGACUGAUUUUAAACUUUAACGGUUUCAUUGCAGUCCUUACAACCAUGUUGACCGCAUCGUUUAACUGAGUCUUUCUUCGUUCAUUAACGAAACUAAUUAACUUUAGCCGAUAACUAAACAAUGGCGCGACGCUCUUGCAUGGUUGCGGGACUGUCUUUUCUUCUGGUCAUUGUCCAGGGAGACUAUAGCCAACAGCAAUCGACUGCGAAAGGUUGCGGCAUUCCCAUCGUCGUCAAUACUGUGCCUAUUCCCGACCCUGCUCGGUUAGCCGGAACAUGGUACAAGCACAGACACACAGGUGCCGCCACCGUCAAUCAAAUCUUCAACCAUGUUGCUCUCAACCGCACCGGCCUUCCGUUCACCCUGACGUCGGCAGUGGGAACAUAUAUCCACAUUGAGCAAUAUAACAGUGUCAGCGACACGCAGUGCAUUAACCGUUUCUAUAUCGGCGUGUGCGGCACGAAUGGACAGUGCCCGGGAAAAGGUCUUUCGUCCGUGGAUGAUUAUGUUCCCAUUAACAACGAUUUCAACAUGUUGUACCUGGACAUUGACAAUUUCUACAUUGUGUACGCGUGUGGUGGUCCCAACUACAAAACCGGGAUGUGCGAUCGGCCUUCCUUCCAUGUCAUUACCCGCAAUCGUCCGGAUAAGCUGACCGCUGACCAGGUGAAAGCCAUGGAUGAUAUUACCGAUGCCAUCCUGACUCCCUACUGCUUCUCGGCGGCCGAUAUUCCGCAGCAGGCCCACACCGACAGCAAGCCGUAUUGUCCAUUUAUCGACUUUCCUCCUUGCGUCCAACGGGACAUAACCGGCCUAAUGAACGAUGUCAGAAAUGCUACCAGCAAUUAGAGACUUAUAAUUUUGUGCACGGCCGGAAGACGAAAUGCAAUUAAGGGCGCGAUAAAUGCCACCGAAUUAAUUUAAGCUGUGCUUCUGUAAGUUUUAAUUUAAGUGAAGAAAGUAUAUAUACAUAAUACUGCAAGACGAUUCUGUAUGAUACCAAUGUGCGUCGGCGACAACUCUGCCAUUUAACUCCUCAGUUUCUGACAAAUACACUGACACUAAUUUCGAUACAUUUAUACUAUUGUGAACAUUUAUUGGUUUCGUUAGUUUGU
Paramacrobiotus metropolitanus is the source of this 1141-nucleotide messenger RNA. RefSeq lists its product as uncharacterized. NCBI's taxonomy places the organism in Eukaryota, Metazoa, Tardigrada, Eutardigrada, Parachela, Macrobiotidae. The coding region runs from base 147 to 875 and encodes 242 amino acids. The record is from RefSeq and is a predicted model, not a curated record. The transcript has 4 exons.